Salarias fasciatus (jewelled blenny) is the source of this 3674-nucleotide messenger RNA. RefSeq names its product disabled homolog 2-interacting protein-like. Gene Ontology annotation, biological process: regulation of GTPase activity. NCBI's taxonomy places the organism in Eukaryota, Metazoa, Chordata, Actinopteri, Blenniiformes, Blenniidae. The record is from RefSeq and is a predicted model, not a curated record. The transcript is spliced from 19 exons. The coding region runs from base 1 to 3606 and encodes 1201 amino acids.
AUGACUCCAUCAGGCUCCAACCUCCCACCUCUGGUCCAGACCGUCAGGGUCCAGACCGUCAGGGUCCAGACCAUCAGGGUCCAGACCGUCAGGGUCCAGACCGUCAGGGUCCAGACCAUCAGGGUCCAGACCGUUACGGUCCAGACCAUCGUGGUCCAGACCGUCAGGGUCCAGACCACCAUGGUCCAGACCGUCAGGGUCCAGACCAUCAGGGUCCAGACCAUCAGGGUCCAGACCGUUACGGUCCAGACCGUCAGGGUCCAGACCACCAUGGUCCAGACCGUCAGGGUCCAGACCGUCAGGGUCCAGACCGUCAGGGUCCAGACCGUCAGGGUCCAGACCAUCAUGGUCCAGACCGUCAGGGUCCAGACUGUCAUGGUCCAGACCGUCAUGGUCCAGACCGUCAGGGUCCAGACCCUCCUCCUCUUCCUCACACAGGAUGCUCGGUGUGUGAUGCGCCGGGUGCGCGGUGGCAGUCAGGACCCGUUGCUAAGCGCCGGCUGUGUGUCGUCUCUGGAGCUCAGGAUGGACCAAUCAGUGAUCAUCAAACCCGUCCACUCGUCCCUGCUGGGCCAGGACUACUGCUUCGAGGUAACGACCUCGACGGGAACCAAGUGCUUCUCGUGCCGCUCGGCGGCGGAGCGGGACAAAUGGAUGGAGAACCUGCGGCGGGCCGUCCACCCCAACAAGGACAACAGCCGGCGGCUGGAGAACGUCCUGACGGCGUGGGUGAUUGAGGCCAAGGACCUGCCCGCCAAGAAACGGUACUUCUGCGAGCUGUGCCUGGACGACUGUCUCUACGCCCGGACGUCCUGCAAGCUGAGGACGGACAACGUCUUCUGGGGCGAGCGCUUCGACUUCGGCGGCCUGCCGCCCGUCGCCGCGGUAACGCUGCACCUCUACAAAGACACCGACCGCAAGCGCAAGAAGGACAAGAGCAGCUACGUGGGACUGGUCAACAUCCCCGUCGCCACGGUGACCGGGAGGCAGCUGGUGGAGAAGUGGUACAGCGUGAGCACGCCCAGCAGCAGCCGAGGGAAGUCGGCGGUCCCGACGGUGCGGGUCAAGGCGCGGUACCAGAGCAUGGUCAUCCUGCCCAUGGAGCAGUACAAGGAGUUCGCCGAGUUCAUCAGCUCCAACUACCUGCUGCUCUGCUCCACCCUGGAGGCCUCCAUCAGCCUCCGCGCCAAGGAGGAGCUGGCCGCCGCGCUGGUGCACAUCCUGCACAGCACCGGCAAGGCCAAGGACUUCCUCACGGACCUGAUGAUGUCAGAGGUGGAUCGUUGCCGUGACAACGAUCAGCUGAUCUUCAGAGAAAACACGCUGGCCACAAAAAGUAUCGAGGAAUACUUGAAACUGAUCGGACAGAAGUACCUUCAGGACGCCCUAGGUGAGUUCAUCAAGGCUCUGUACGAGUCUGAUGAGAACUGUGAGGUCGACCCGUCCCGCUGUGCGACCUCUGACCUCGCCGAGCAUCAGGCCAACCUGAGGAUGUGCUGCGAACUGGCCUUCUGCAAGAUCCUGGACUCCUACAGGGUUUUCCCUCGCGAGCUGAAGGAGGUGUUUGCGUCGUGGCGUCAGGAGUGCGGUAACCGUGGGCGACCGGACAUCAGCGAGCGUCUGGUCUCCGCCUCCUUGUUCCUGCGCUUCCUGUGUCCGGCGGUGAUGUCCCCGUCCCUGUUCGACCUCACCCAGGAGUACCCGGACGAGCGCACGGCGCGAACUCUGACCCUGAUCGCCAAGGUCAUCCAGACCCUGGCCAACUUCAGCAAGUUCGGGACGAAGGAGGAGUACAUGCUGUUCAUGAACGACUUUGUGGAGCGGCAGUGGAGCAGCAUGCAGCGCCUCCUGCUGGAGAUCUCCAACCCCGAAGGCCUCGGCCAGACGGCCGGCUUCGACGGCUACAUCGACCUGGGGAGGGAGCUGUCCAGCCUGCACACGCUGCUGACCGAGCUGGACCAGUCAUGUCUCUCUAAGCUCAGCCCUCUUCCUCGGAUCCUCAGAGACGUGUCGGCGGCUCUUGCUAACCCGGGGGGCGUGUCUGGCGUUGGGGGCGUGUCUGGCGUUGGGGGCGUGUCGGUGUCUUCUCCAGAGCCUCAGCGAGUUGUGUCCCCGCCCCCUCUGUCCCCGCCCCCUCUGUCCCCGCCUCUGUCUCCUCCUCUGGCAGCCUGUAAUCCCUCCAUCGGCCUGCAGGGCGGCGUGGGACUGGAUGGAGGGAUGGUGGACUUCACCCGGCUCCCGUCUCCGACUCCAGAGAACAAAGACCUGUUCUUCGUGACUAAAGGCUCCAGCCUGCAGCCGGCGUCAGGCCCGCGGGGCUCCCCGGCCCCGAGCUCCUCCUACUCCGAGCCCAACGAGAACGAGGCGGCGUUCGAAAUGACCAACGGCGGGCGGAGGGAGGGGGCGGAGCUUACCGAGGAAAGCCGCAGCCUGUCCCUGGUGGACCUGCGGGACUCCGCCCCCGGCGACGGCCUGGACGAGAGCCAAUGGCAGCGCAGGCCGGGGCUCCUCCCCCUGUCCUUCCAGAACCCGGUGUACCACAUGAGCGCCACGUCGCCGCGGCCGCCACAGCAGCCGGCGGACGCCACGCCCCCCGACGGCUCGGGGUCGCACGGCGCCGCCGACGAGCGGGGCGUCACGGCCGCCAAGCCCGCCUUCCUCACCCAGAUGUCGGUGGGGCUGGGGGGGGCGGAGAGGGGGGAGCGGCUGUCGGCCAUGUCGAGCAGCAGCAGCGGCGAGGAGUACUCCCGCCGGGCGCUGCCGCUCAGCGAGACGCUCGCAGGUGGCUCCGCCCCCCCGCGGCAGAACUCCUCGGGUCCCCAGAGGCGCAUCGACCAGCCCCCCCCGCCGGCGCCGCCGCGGGGCCGCACGCCGCCCGGCGUCGGAGGCUCCGCCUACCCGCCGCGCCCCGCCUCCGGCAGCAUGAUGUCCUCCAGCCCCGACUGGCCCAGCAGCGGACAGUCGCGGCUCAGACAGACGUCCUCGUCCUCCAAAGGAGACAGCCCCGAGAAGCAGCGGCCCGUCACCAAGGCCCCGUCCCCCUGUGCUCUGGACCGGACCGCUGCUUGGCUCCUGAACAUGAACUCCACCUCGUCCUACGGAGAGACGGAGGACGAUCGCCAUGACGACGCGCUGGUGGACAAGUACCAGCAGGAGAUCGCCUUGCUGCAGGAGAAGCUCCGAGUCGCUGCUCUUCGUCAGGAGGAGUGUGAAGCUCGCCUGAUGGUCCAGGACCAGCAGAACCAGCGCAUGCUGCAGGAGUACCAGGCCCGUCUUGAAGACACGGAGAGCCGCCUGAGGAGGCUGCAGGACGACAAGGACCUUCAGAUGAACAGCAUCAUCAGCAGGUUGAUGGCUGUAGAAGAAGAACUGAAGAAGGACCAUUCAGACAUGCAGGCUGUGGUCGACUCCAAGCAGAAGAUCAUCGAGGCCCAGGAGAAGCGGAUCUCCAGUCUGGACGCGGCGAACACUCGCCUGAUGGCGGCGCUGUCCCAGCUGAAGGAGCGCUACGCCGCCACGUCCCAGAGGAACGGCCUGUCCCCCAGCAACACCUCGUCCCUGCAGAUCACCGAGAACGGAGAGUUCCGCAACUCCGGCAACUGCUGAGCUCCCAAGCUCUGAUUGGCCGUCCCUGCAGGGAGGGGGAGGGGCUUGACGCGAGGAACCAGAUGGAG